Molecule: messenger RNA, 1266 nt
Organism: Filobasidium floriforme
Lineage: Eukaryota; Fungi; Basidiomycota; Tremellomycetes; Filobasidiales; Filobasidiaceae
Exons: 5
Coding region: 1-1266 (421 amino acids)
Source: RefSeq, a predicted model, not a curated record
AUGGACAGAACGACCAUUGUAGAGUUCGGACAGUUAACCAGCAAGGAGAGGCGUCGGCUUGAACGCGACGUAUAUGUCGCGAAGGAGAAGCACAUAGCCAAAUAUUGCGACAAGAUGAAAGCGACCCGUUUUGAAGAAUCCUGGUUGUCUUUCAUGGAAGACCAGCAGCGGGUUCGAGCUAUGAUUUUAAGGGUGUGCGGACCCGGUGGAGUUGUCGUCGACUAUGUACCGGUGGAGCGCUGGAUGGAUCGUCUGAGUAUCGUCCUAUCCUGCGAAGAGCUAGCAGAGGUCGAAUACCUGGCGAGUCAGCCUUCUGCUACUAGAAGUUUGUUGGAUCAAGAUCGGUUCCAACGUUUGUGUGCACUUAAGAAUGCGGAAGAGGAAAGGCGAGGAAACACUUGGCUUCAUCGUCUGCGCAACAUGUUACGGGAGCUAGUCGUUCCCCCGGAGAACCGAGAAGAUCCAUUCUGCAAGUCCAGCGAUCGCCAAGAUCUCGACGAACCGUUUUAUGGCUUGGUUGGACCUCCUAGUAGGGUCCCUUCACCGUCAGAAGUCGCUUCAUUCGCUGAACUCUACGACAGGCCCAAUACCCCGGACCCAUCUGCAAGGCGCAGGAUGUCACAUACUUCUGCGAAGCCGUACACAGACCGGACCUAUCCACCCGAGCAGACAAUGUAUCCAAGGCCUGCACCCCUUCAACAGGCUGACGGCCGGAUUGAGUACCCUGAGGGCUCGAGCAUGUAUGCAAUUUCCCCUCCGGCCAGUUACGAAGCAUCCCGACGGCCACCUCCACUAUCCUACAAUCAUCCACCUUAUGCAGGAUAUCAUUUGUCUGGUGGUCAGCCGUAUCCUCAGCCGGGCGCGCCGCUGCUUCCACAGCCUCCUGUCCGCCACACAAGAUCUUCGGUUCCAGAUCCGAGGCUAUCACGGUACAAUGAUCAUCCCGGCGCCCAGCAACCGUCUACUCGGCGGCCAUCGAUAAGCUCAACAAGGGUUCCAAGCUACUCGACUCGCCCGUCUACUAGUAGUCUUGCUACCGCCGCUGUACCAAAUCCUCCAUCGGUCCAGGGGUUGCCGGCGAAUCUCAUACCUACGAUUCCCGGCACUCAUAUCGCUAGAGCGGGACGUGUAUUGAUGACGUACGAACAACUCAGAGGUGCCUCGUACGAGCGAAGCAUCUCGGCAGAGCUAGGCCCCUGGCCCAUCGGCUGUCCAACUCAUUGCUUGAUGUCUUGGCUCUCUUCACACCAUGCGAUCGUAUUAUAG